This is a messenger RNA of Rotaria socialis, 924 nucleotides long. Lineage: Eukaryota; Metazoa; Rotifera; Eurotatoria; Philodinida; Philodinidae. The record is from the annotation of a GenBank genome assembly.
AUGACUGCUAACUCUGUCAAUCCAUUUGAUUGUCUUCCUGAUGAAUUGAUUGAACAUAUAUUUUUUGCAAUUAUUUAUUCUCCACCAGUUGAACCUUACAAUCAUGUAAAUAAUAUUGCAUCGUCGACAUUUUAUUUUUCUCAUUCUCUGCAUGAACCAUAUCUCCGUCAUACUUACAAAGAUUUGACUUCUUUGGAGCUAGUCUGCCGUCGCUUUUAUAAUCUUCUUCGUUCAUCAACAUUUUGGCUUCAAAAAUGUCAUCGUGAUCAUGUAGCGAUUGGUAACGAACCAUUGGCGAUUUCUACUGGAAUAGAUUUUCGACGACUGUAUUUUUCAAAUCCGUUCCAUCCGGAUUAUAAUCUUUUAAAUCUCAAUAAUAGUAAUCAAGAUCAAGUAAACCAAUUUUGGACUCCAAAUGUUAGUCGGGAGGAAACUCCUGUUGGCUCUGAUCUUCUUUACGACGAAUUUGGAUUAGUUUCAUCCUGCUAUGCGACAUCCUAUGCUUGGGGACAAUAUCAACGUGAUAAUGUUCAAUUACUUAGAAAAGGAGAAGAAAAGUUGAUAUCGAUCAAUCCGGUGAUUGAAUUUACAGUUUGUGUCGCAGGACGGUGGGAUUGCUCAUCUAUUUGCAAUUUAGAAUUGUGUUUCUCCAAUGGUCACGAAUGGAAAUAUCAGCGUUCGUUUUCUAAUGGAGAUUGUCAAUGGCAUCGUCUGAUUUAUCGUUAUGUUAAUUAUCGCCCGAAUGAAAUGCCUUCUCAUGUAUCAAUUAUUUUAAAAGGAAAAGAUCAAAGAUUUUGGGCUGGAAAUUAUGGAGCAAAAUUUGCUCAAAUUAAAUUAAGAUUGGCAUUGCGCCAAGAAAAUGAAACAGAAAAUCAAGAGUUUGAAGAGACAAUGUUAAAUUCACAUAUACCUCAUGUUGCUUAA